Molecule: messenger RNA, 1050 nt
Organism: Porites lobata
Lineage: Eukaryota; Metazoa; Cnidaria; Anthozoa; Scleractinia; Poritidae
Source: the annotation of a GenBank genome assembly
AUGAAAUUUCAAGUGAAAGUGGAGUAUGGGAGAGAGAAAUUUGUAAAGUUUUACGUUGAAGCAGAAGUUGUCGAUGGAAAGGUACUGAGGUAUUCAUUCUCCUCGCUUGUAGAAGACAUCCGACAGACCUGCGGUAGCUUGCGACAUCACACGUCCAGCACUUUGCGGAUACGAUACAAGGACGAAGAUGGCGAUUUUGUCAACCUCAACGAGGACGACACAGAUAAUUUUCAAGAGAUGUUUGUUCGUGCCAGUUCAGUAGAUGAAGGGCUAUAUCGGAAAGUACUUCUGAGAGUCAGUGAGCUAGAUUCACCUGUAGUUCAACCAACGGUCCAGGCAAAAAGAAGAAAGUUUGAACAAGAAAUGUCUACCCCAGCGCGGGAAACUGAGCACAUGCACAAACUUGAUCCUCGCUCACUUGAGAGCAGCUUUGCGAAUGCCGCAAAUCCCGAGCGAUCGCCACUCGACUACGUAAAAGCAGAAUUGGCCGAAAAUGUGCAGUUAAAAAACGUUUUAUUAUCGAGUGCGAAAGAGGAGUUGGUCAAGGCAACCGCCCAAAAUGAAGCGCUCACUCCUCUCUCAGCCAUACGAUCAAGGAUCUGUGGAAAUUGUCACGAAUCUGGUCAUACAAAACCGAAAUGUGUUUCACCUCCCUGUCCUUCUCAUGACGCUUGUGGUUUGAGGGACAAGCACCCUGAGCUGAAACUUAAGAUAUCAGAGCUGCAAAAAGAAAUCAAACGAUUACAGCAAGAACACUGCGAUGCAGAAUCAAAGCUGAAGGCGUUUUGCGAGUCCCGCGUGAAGGCAUCAACUUCAUUUUUUGCAGUAAUGCGUCCCAGACUUAAAGUGCGUAAUUUAAUCAAGUACAAUGACCGUGUUUCCUUAGACCGAGAUCUUCUUAUUCUUGAAAAAGCAUUGAAUGGAAAGAUUCCUGAAUUUGAUGUGAGCGAGGAUUGGCGGUUGCCAAUUCUGAUUGAACAGUAUCGAAAUAGAAAUGUUGAUAUUUAUUUGAACAGCGUCGUAGAUUGCCGCUCUUCAGUUUCCAAAUGA